Messenger RNA from Scheffersomyces amazonensis, 2550 nucleotides. Its product is annotated as putative metalloendopeptidase. Lineage: Eukaryota; Fungi; Ascomycota; Pichiomycetes; Serinales; Debaryomycetaceae. The record is from RefSeq and is a predicted model, not a curated record. The transcript has a single exon. The coding region runs from base 364 to 2535 and encodes 723 amino acids. Gene Ontology annotation, cellular component: cytoplasm.
UUACUUAGUUUACAUAUCUAAUCUGUGGGGGGUGCAUCAUUAAGAUCUUCAAGUAUACUUAAAAAAUAUGAUACAUAUUGGACGUUCUUGUACAAUAGAAUUAUUAUCAGAAUGUGUGAUAAUCCUCUACUCCAAUAUCACAUUAUUUUCGUUAGUUGAAUCCUUCACUUAUUGGAGAUACUCUCACCUGUUGAUGGUAAGUGUGAUAAGUAUUAUUUCUGGAAUGCUCAUGUGUCCCGUUAAGGUAACGAAAAUCGCACCCAAUAUGCGACAUCUUUUGUCUCACAAUUUUGCGACCUGGGGAAAUUUUCAGAAAGGACAAGUGGAGUUUAAUAGUACAUAUAGCAAACCAAUUACCAGGCAAUGACGAUAACUUUGAACUAUACAGAUGGAGAGAUUGUAUCUUCUCCAACGGUUAUAAUUAAUGGUAAAACUUCCACUGGUAUAGAUCACGGAAUUAUCUCAUUUACUAAUAAUAGUAAUAAAGUAUUCCCUCCGCAAUUUGCAGAAAUAAGUACCCAUGGGAACUUUAAAGCCAUUGUUCAUGUAUCACCCGAUGAAAUUAAUGAAUUUAAGAUUGAAGUGGCUUCCAAUGGAUAUAUUAAUCCCUUAGGAUUUGCAGAAUAUAAAGGAGAUAAUGCUCAAAUUAUAGAUCAUGGAUCAUUAAAAUUAACAUUUAAACCUUUAAAUAAUAAACCUGUUCAUUUAUGUUUAAUAGUUGGUAAAGAUUCUCCAGGAACUUUCGAUAUGCCUAAAUACAAAUUGAAUAGAGGUGAAACAAAUGAUUUGGAUUCAGCUAUUAGAAGAUUAAAAGUAGGUGGAAGAUUAAUGCAAGCAUUUACUCAGGAUGAAUUUAGAAAUGUAGGACUUAGUAAUCGAUCAUUUCAAUUUACUGAAGAAAUUCAAGAUUUUCAAGGUAUUUAUGGAUAUAAUGUUUCAUCUCCUACCCCACAUCAAGAAAUUAAAAUUCAUGUUUUAAGAUCUCCAAAGACAGUAGCUGAACUUCGAGAUCCUAAUAUUGCCCAACAAAAUCCUCAUGCUACAGAUAAUGGUGGAUUAUUCUCUCAUGCUUUGGAUUUAAUUAAAAGUACUCCAGAAUUAUUUAAUAAAUUUAAACAAAAUGGUACUGCUAUUCAAUGUGCUUGUAUGUAUCUUGAUUCUACUUGGGAUAUUUCAAAUAAAUUAAUAUUGACUCAUGCAGCACUUGGUGGUGGAAUUGAUGAGAUUAAAUUAGCAAUUUUUGGAUCUCAUGGUUUACAUUCAUGGCCUAUUAGUUUUCCUAGAGUUAUUCCAAGUUUCUUGGAUGCUACACAUUUAUCAAUAAAUGAAGUUGCUAAUGAUUGUAAUCAAUGUGGUACUAGUUGGGAAUGUUUAAAUAUUACACUUGGAGCCUUUAUGCAUGAAAUUGGACAUCUUUUUGGAAGUCCUCAUCAAGUAGAUGGGGUCAUGUUAAGAGAUUAUAUGUGGCUUAAUAGAUCAUUUAUGACAAGAGAACUUGAAUGUCUUAGAACCAAUUCUCGUGGUGCACAUGUAGAUCCUGCUGGUCAAUGGCCAAAAGUUUGUCAUUGGAAUUUAUUAGAUUUAAUUCGUUAUUUACAUCAUGAUUCAUUUGCUUUACCCAUUGACUCUUUUGGGAAAGUAUAUGCAACUACACAAGCUCCUAAUAAUAGUUAUGUUGAUAAUAAGAAUCCUUCCCUGUAUACACUUCCUGAUGGUGGAGCAGUAAUUAAAUCAGAUUCAGGAAUUUUCUUAGUAGAAUAUAUAACUGAUGAUUUAGCAAGAGCUUCACAAAUUUUUUAUCCUCAAACAUAUGGAGGACCAGGAUUUCAACAUGAAAUAAGUAUUGAUUUUAAUUCAAGUUAUAAUUUCGUCAAACAAAAGACACCUAAUGCUAAGGAUGAUUUUUCUGUUAGAAUCUUAUCACUUGGAGGAGAUUUAUUCAUAGAUAAUUUCAAAGCUCAUUGUGAUCUGGCAAAAGGUGAUAUAAUUGAGAGUGAUUUUGGAUUAAAUAGAGGCAAAAUUAAAGGUUAUAAAAGUGCCUUAUUAGGUCGUAAAAAUAAUAGUAGUCAACGAGUGAUUGGAUUUGAUAUUAAAACUAUUUACAAGAUAAGAAUAUAUCAUGGAAAUGCAUUAGAUGGUGUUAGAUUUUAUUUCAAACAACCUUCGAAUCCUCAAGCACCUCCAAAAGUUCCACCUAGAAAUUAUUUAAGUGGUUUAAAGAAUCUUGUUCUGAAUAAUUCUCUGAGUGGUGAUGAUAAAGUAGUUACAUUAGGUAAUGAAAGACCGCAUUAUUCUGAUUUCACAUUAAAUCCUGGAGAAGAAAUAAAUAAAUUUCAUUUUAGAAAUGGUGCGUGGAUAGAUGCAAUACAAUUUGAAACCAAUACUGGUAGAAUCUCACCAACUUAUGGUAAAGUUGGUGGAGGUCACCUUUCGACAUUAGAAGUUCCAAACAAACAAUUCACCAUUGUUGGAAUGUAUGGAUUUGUUGGUAGUUGGAUGGAUGGUAUUGGAAUUGUUUAUACUCAUAACUUAUAGAGAAAAGUAAAAGUU